GGACACAACAGCUGAACGUAGGCCGGUUUUCACAUAUAUAAAGAGCAGUCAGUUCAGUAGGGAUUAUAGUUCCACUUUACUUACACAAAGAAUGAACAUACUAGCUCUGGUCCUGGUGGUGUUACCACUAGCCACGUCUCAACUCUUAAGCAGCCCCAAGGAUGCUGACGUGACCAGAGGGGACAUUCAGCAGAUGUCAAGCUUCGCCGUUACCCAGCUGAACGCAAGCCUCGUGUCUGUUCUGAAUGCUAAAACUCAAGUUGUCCCUGGCGCCGGUGCCUUCGGCAUUGCUGGCUUCAACUACUUUCUGUCCCUCAAGGUGCAGAACGGACAGACGACCCAGAUCUGCGAUGUCACCCUUUAUUCUGAUUCAAUUCUACACGGCAAGCGAUUAACCACGCAUGCAUGUACUGCAAGCAGCAAGCGGGCCGUGCUUGUUGGUGCUCCAACCCCCGCCAAUGUCACCGAUCCAGAAAUCCAGAGGAUGGCGCUCUAUGCUGUGUUUACACUGAACGGCCUACAGGGGGCUGACAACAGUCUGGACCAAGUCAUCUCUGCCCAGACCCAAGUGGUUUCUGGCAUCAACUACAUGCUGAAGAUCCGCCUGAGUGAUGGAACCCAGACUCAAAUCUGUGAUGUGACUAUCUGGGACCAGCCUUGGAGCCACAUGACCGAUAUGACCCACCAUAGUUGCACCAGCGCCAAAAGGCGGGACAUAGGUAUGCCCGGGGGUCUGUUCAACGUGGAUGUCAACAGUCUUGAAGUUCUGAACGCGGCCAGCUUUGCCCUGGGCAAGAUCAACGGACUGCAGGGUGCCAACAACAGCAUGGAGCAAAUAAUCUCAGCCAAGGCGCAGGUUGUUUCUGGAAUGAACUACAUCCUGGCCAUACGUAUCAAGGAAGGUGACAAGACCCAGAUCUGUAACGUGAAGGUCUGGUCCCAGCCCUGGCUCAACAAAUUGGAGAUGACACAGCACAGCUGUACCCAGGUGACAAAGCGUGCUGGGGGUCUUCUCGGGGGCGUCACUGCUGUGGACGCCAACAGUGCAGAGAUUCAGGAAGUGGCCAACUUCGCUGUCACGGAGAUCAACGGACUUCAAGGGGCACAGAACUCUCUAGUCAAAGUCGUUAAUGCCAGAAAACAAAUCGUCGCCGGUAUUAACUACAUUCUUACCCUGAGUCUUCAGAAUGGAGAUAAGACCCAGCUGUGUGAAGUGAGGGUUUGGUACCAAUCCUGGACCAACACGAAGCAGGUUACAGAUCACCACUGCUCCGGACAAACCAAACGUCAACUUGGAGCUGCUACUGACGCGGACAUCCACGACCAAUUCGUUCAGUAUUUGGCACAUUAUGCCGUCGAAACAGCGAACGCGCUUGACUCCACACAUAGAACAUAUGUUGAACUUAUUUCUGCUAAAACCCAGGUUGUUGCCGGGACGAACUACUUCUUUAAGAUCCGGGUCCGCCAGGGAGGCAGCACCCAGGUGUGUGAUAUCACUCUUUGGCGGCAAGUAUGGAUGAAUUCUAUGGGUCAUGUGACACGACACUCAUGCAAUGCAGUAAACAAAAGAGGUCUUUUUCUGGGAGGUGUGGAGCCCGCCAAUCUCACGGCUCCAGUGCAGCAAGCUGUGUCGUUUGCAGAAGACGCUUUGAAUGCAAAGAUGAACAACAUGUUCCGGAUGGUGGCGGAGAAAGUCGACAACAUCACACAACAGGUUGUGGCUGGCAUCAAGUACUCGUUUGACCUUCACCUUGUGACAUCCAUUUGCAUGAACAACGGCGACAACACCGGCAAAGGAAUCACCGACUGUCCCGCCAGCAACAGCAUGCCCCAGCGUAUGACGUGCAAGGUGUCAGUGUGGUACCAGGCGUGGAGUGAUCCUAAAUAUCAGCUGGUCUCCGACUCGUGUGGUCAACUCUCCUAGAUUGGUUCAAACCUGUCCACAGAGAUAUAACUAUGCUCGCUGUCUCUUCAAACGAUCCUGAUGUAUUCUUGUCAUAAUACAGUGUUGCUAUUUU
Messenger RNA from Haliotis rufescens (red abalone), 2018 nucleotides. Its product is annotated as multicystatin-like. The record is from RefSeq and is a predicted model, not a curated record. The transcript is spliced from 14 exons. Gene Ontology annotation, molecular function: cysteine-type endopeptidase inhibitor activity. Bases 92 to 1924 code for a protein of 610 amino acids. Lineage: Eukaryota; Metazoa; Mollusca; Gastropoda; Lepetellida; Haliotidae.